Messenger RNA from Salvelinus namaycush (lake trout), 3017 nucleotides. RefSeq lists its product as uncharacterized. Gene Ontology annotation, molecular function: cholesterol binding. Gene Ontology annotation, cellular component: intracellular membrane-bounded organelle; membrane; cytosol. NCBI's taxonomy places the organism in Eukaryota, Metazoa, Chordata, Actinopteri, Salmoniformes, Salmonidae. The record is from RefSeq and is a predicted model, not a curated record. The coding region runs from base 18 to 2399 and encodes 793 amino acids. The transcript is spliced from 14 exons.
ACUCAUCGGCGGUGUGUAUGGGGAGAGCGAUCGCUCUCUGUGGUCGCUCGGGGAGGAUAGUGUCAUUCCUUUCCGCGGUACCUUGUUUGUCCGGCUGCACGCCCCAACCCGCGGCGGAGCGGAGGAUGAGCGACCAGGGGAAUAGCUCGGUUUCCACUCCUGCGGGUGCCCCAGCCCCGGGAUCGGAUACUUACAAAGGCUGGCUUUUUAAAUGGACUAACUAUUUGAAAGGGUAUCAACGCCGAUGGUUCGUCCUCAGCAAUGGCCUUCUGUCGUAUUACAGGACUCAGGCAGAGAUGGCCCAUACGUGUCGCGGCACCAUCAACCUGGCCACGGCCCACAUCGACACGGAGGAUGCCUGUAACACCGUCCUGAGCAGCGGUGGGCGCACCUACCACCUGAAGGCCAGCACGGAGGUGGAGCGCCAGAGAUGGGUCACAGCGCUGGAGCUGGCCAAGGCCAAAGCCAUCCGCAUGAUGAAUGACCAGUCUGAUGACUCAGGGGACGAGGAGCCCACGACCCAGUCGGACCGCAGUGAGGGGAUCCAGGGCACUCUGAAGACCCUGAUCAGCAAGCUUGAUGACCUCAGCACAUGUAACGACCUAAUCGCCAAGCAUGGGGCGGCCCUGCAGCGCUCUCUGAGUGAACUUGAGGCGCUGAGAGUCCCAGUGGAGGGAGGAGAGAAGAUCAAGGGCGUCAAUGAACGAGCCACCCUCUUCCGCAUCACCUCGAAUGCUAUGAUCAAUGCGUGUCGCGACUUCCUGGACCUAGCGGAGACCCACAGCAGGAGAUGGCAGCGGGCGCUGCAGUAUGAGAGAGAGCAGCGUAUUCACCUGGAGGAGACCAUAGAGCAGCUAGCCAAGCAACACAACAGUCUGGAGAGAGCCUGGAGAGAGGCCCCCACACUCUCCGUCAACACACCCAGCUCCCCCACCACCAAGAAGGGAGGGAGUGAGAGGCCUCAGAAAGGGGAGGCGAGUGAUGAAGAUGAGGAUACGGAAUACUUUGACGCCAUGGAGGACUCCCCUGCCUUUAUCACCGUAACCGCCACUGAGAACACACAGCACAGGUGUUCUCAGAGUAACCUGUGUGGAGCGAGUGGAGGCCAUUCCAAUGAUUGGAACCAGGACAAUGUGUCUCCUAGCUGUAAGGAUUCCGGGAAGGAGCUGCAGCCCCUACGAAGGAGGCGGAGCCGCAUCCCAGACAAGCCCAACUACUCCCUCAACCUGUGGAGCAUCAUGAAGAACUGCAUCGGCAAGGAGCUCUCCAAGAUCCCCAUGCCUGUGAACUUCAACGAGCCCCUGUCCAUGCUGCAGCGGCUGACAGAGGACCUGGAGUACCAUGAGCUGCUGGACAAGGCGGCGCGCUGCGAGAGCUCCCUGGAGCAGCUGUGUCUGGUGGCAGCCUUCUCUGUGUCCUCCUACUCCACCACCGUCCACCGCACGGCCAAGCCCUUCAACCCCCUGCUGGGGGAGACCUACGAGCUGGACCGCCUGGAGGACUUGGGCUACCGCUCGCUGUGUGAGCAGGUGAGCCAUCACCCCCCAGCAGCAGCUCACCAUGUGAUUUCUCAGCGAGGCUGGACCCUCUGGCAGCAAAUCACCAUAUCCAGCAAGUUCCGUGGCAAAUACCUCUCCAUAAUGCCUCUGGGUGCCAUUCACCUGCAGUUCCACUCCAGUGAGAACCACUAUGUGUGGAGGAAGGUAAUCUCCACCGUGCACAACAUCAUCGUGGGCAAGCUGUGGAUUGACCAGUCAGGGGACAUUGAGAUAGUCAACCACAGGACCAAGGAGACGUGCCAGCUCAAGUUCUCCCCCUACAGCUAUUUCUCCAGGGAUGUCCCACGCAAGGUGACAGGGGUGGUGUCAGACAGUGGAGGGCAGGCCCACUACAUCCUGUCUGGCACGUGGGACGAUAAGAUCGAGAGCUCCAAGAUCGUCCAGAGCAGCAAAGGGGGCAGCGGCUCCGAGGGCAAGCAGAAGACUGUCUACCAGACCCUGUCCCCCAAACUACUGUGGAAGAAAUACCCUCUCCCGGAUAACGCUGAGAACAUGUACUUCUUCUCCUCGCUGGCGCUGACGUUGAAUGAGCCGGAGGAUGGGGUGGGGCUGACGGACAGCCGGCUGAGACCGGACCAGAGGCUGAUGGAGGCAGGGAGAUGGGAUGAGGCCAACUCUGAGAAACAGAGAUUAGAGGAGAAACAGAGAGCUGUGAGGCGGAGGAGAGAGGCAGAGGCCACAGACGCACUGGACAACGGUCGAGAGUAUGAGGGCUUCCAGCCACAGUGGUUCCACAAGAGGAAGAACGCCAUCACUGGGGAGACAACCUUUGUGUACAAGGGUGGAUACUGGGAGGCUAAGGACAGUCAGGACUGGAGUACGUGCUCUGAAAUCUUCUAAGCCUAGACCAGACCCAUCCUACCCCAUCACUGGACUCACCCAGGCUCAGGAGACUGCUCCACCACUGGCCCUGGAGGAAUGGGGGUCUGGGUCUGGAUGUGGACCUCUGUGUGCAUGAGAAUGUGAAUGUCUCACACACUCACAACACAGUGUACCUCCCCAUGUACACACAGAGGUCAUAUUUUUUACAGGGUCAAGGGAGAGAAGGGGCCUUUUCUAGAUCCUUCCUGACCUAACACUGAGCUGUGUGGGGGUGUGUGAGAGAGAUGGGAGAUUGAAUACCAUAGAAAAGGGGCCCCAUAGAGAUUUUCAAAAGAAUCAGGUGCUCCACACACGCUACCCACAAUGCACCUUUCCUCUGCUCAGCACAUCUGUUUCUAGGGGUUUUAGUGAUUGAACAGCAACCCAUCUAAAUCAGUUCUCUUCUCCACUUGUAUACUGGGAUGAGAUGAAGUCCAUCCUGUCUAACGGAUGGACGGACAGACAGAGAGACAAAAAGAAUGCUGCUUCAGAAGUUUAUAGAAAGACAGUGUAUGUAUGUAUAUAUAUAUAAUACAGUACCAGUCUAAAGUUUCGACACACCUACUCAUUCACACCUACUCAUUUCUUUAUUUUUAC